Molecule: messenger RNA, 1549 nt
Organism: Linderina pennispora
Lineage: Eukaryota; Fungi; Kickxellomycota; Kickxellomycetes; Kickxellales; Kickxellaceae
Product: glutaryl-CoA dehydrogenase
Exons: 5
Coding region: 184-1332 (382 amino acids)
Biological process (GO): fatty acid beta-oxidation using acyl-CoA dehydrogenase; fatty-acyl-CoA biosynthetic process
Molecular function (GO): flavin adenine dinucleotide binding; glutaryl-CoA dehydrogenase activity; fatty-acyl-CoA binding
Source: RefSeq, a predicted model, not a curated record
CACACAGGAGCAGCCCCCUAUCCUUAGCGGUCCUGCCCUUCCCUGUAUCAGCCCCGCCGUGCAUACAGGCACAGUAGCAUAAAUAGGGGGGGCAUUUUUUCCCAUGGCGUUGUUCUUCUCCUUCGCUAGACCACACUUCUUAUAGCAUAUAUACGACCGAUACUUUUACACUUCAACCAAAAAAUGGCACUCUCCCGCACCCUGCUGCAGCGCGUGGCCGCAUCGCCGCUGCGUCUGCCGAUGCAGACCCGCAUGUACGCAAGCAAGUUUGCAAAGUACAACUGGGAAGACCCGCUGCUGCUUGACUCGCAGCUGACGGAGGACGAGAAGCUGGUGCGCGACUCGGCACACAGCUACGCGCAGGAGCGGCUUCUGCCGCGGAUGGGCGAGAUGGGGUUCCUUGGCUCGACCAUCGACGGAUACGGGUGCGCCGGGGUAUCGCACGUAGCGUACGGUCUGACGGCGCGCGAGGUGGAGCGCGUGGACUCGGGAUACCGGUCGGCCAUGAGCGUGCAGUCGUCUCUGGUGAUGCACCCAAUCAAUGAAUUUGGGUCGGAGAUGCAGAAGGAGAAAUAUCUGCCGAAGCUGGCGUCGGGCGAGCUGAUCGGGGCGUUUGGCCUGACGGAGCCGAACCACGGCAGCGACCCGGCGGGCAUGGAGACGGUGGCGAAGCGCGACGGCUCGGUGUACCGGCUGUCGGGCAGCAAAAUGUGGAUCACCAACUCGCCAAUUCGCCGACGUAACCAGGAGGAGAACGGCAAGAUCCGCGGGUUCAUUCUCGAGCGCUCAAUGAAGGGGCUGAGCACGCCGGUGAUUGACGGCAAGAUGGCGCUGCGGGCGUCAAUUACCGGCAUGAUCCAGAUGGACGACGUCGAGGUGCCGGUGGAGAACAUGCUGCCUGAGGUUUCGGGGCUGAAGGGCCCGUUCAGCUGCCUGAACAAGGCGCGCUACGGCAUCGCGUGGGGCGUGCUGGGUGCGGCCGAGGCGUGUCUGACGGUGGCCCGCAACUACGCGCUCGACCGCAAGCAGUUUGGCGUGCCGCUGGCGCGGUUCCAGCUGGUGCAGGCGAAGCUGGCAGCAGCGCAUAGCGAGAUUGCGCUGGCGCAGCAGGCGUGCUUGCGCGACCAGCUGGCAGUCGAGAUGAUCUCGCUGAUUAAGCGCAACUCGUGCAUGCGCGAGAUCCUGGGCGGCAACGGCAUCGUCGACGAGUUCCACAUCAUCCGCCACCUCAACAACCUCGAGGUCACCAACACGUACGAGGGCACCGGCGACAUCCACCUGCUGACGCUGGGACGGGCCAUCACCGGCAUUGCGGCGUUCACUGCGAGCUGAGUAGCAGUCUUUAUUUGACAGGUAAUAGAAAAAAUUCAAGCGGUCUUGUCCUCCAGCACAGCAGCCAGCUCACGCGCAGCAUUGCGUACUGGCAGCGCCUGGUCGGCAUGGCUGACCACCAGGAUCUCGUCGCGGUAGGCGCGGGCGCGCGGCACCAGGUCCAGCGCCCGGAUGCUCAGGUGGGUUGUGAGCAGAUGCAGCACGUGCAGGAAGGUCA